AUAGAGGCAUGGGCUAAAACAAGGGACUUCCUGUAGAAAAGUAGACUGCGCAUGCUAUGUACAUACCUGAUAAAUUAAUUUUACAAGGCUGUUAUCUCCCUGUCUUGUCUACAGGCUUGCUAUGCAGCAUCAGCUAUUGGAUAUCUAACUGGGAGACCUGGUGUUUGCCUUGUGGUUUCUGGACCAGGAUUAAUACAUGCCCUGGGUGGAAUGGCAAAUGCCAUGAGUAACUGCUGGCCAGUUUUAGUGAUUGGUGGUUCAAGUGAUGUUGAUCAAGAAAGCAUGGGUGCUUUUCAGGAAUUUCCACAGGUUGAAGCAGCAAGACCUUAUGCCAAGUAUUCUGCAAGACCAAGCUGUGCAGGCGAGAUACCAUUCUUUGUUGAAAAGGCUGUGCGAACAACUAUAUACGGUAGACCAGGAGCUAGUUAUCUGGACCUGCCAGGAAAUAUGAUCACAGAGAAAGUGGCAGCCUGUAAGGCAAGGUCAAUUCGUCGUUCUCCAGCUCCUCCAAAGUGUCUUGCAGAUCCAUCUGCAGUGGAAAAAGCAAUCAAGGUUCUUAGUGAAGCAAAGAAGCCUCUUGCAAUAAUUGGCAAAGGUGCAGCUUAUGCACAUGCUGAGAAGCCUCUUCAGGAGUUUGUUCAGAGAUGCAAGUUACCAUUUCUCCCCACACCCAUGGGGAAGGGAGUGAUUUCUGAUGAACAUCCCCUGUGUGUUGCAGCAGCCAGAUCAAAAGCCUUGUCUCAAGCUGAUGUGAUAUUUCUGUUUGGAGCAAGAUUAAACUGGAUUCUGCAUUUUGGGAAACCUCCGAGGUUCAAAGCUGAUGUUAAAAUAAUCCAGAUUGAUCUUCAUGCAGAGGAAAUGGAAAACAAUGUUUCUGCAGAGGUUGCACUUUUAGGAGAUUUGAAGAGUGUAGCAGAACAGCUUGUAGGAGCAGUUAUAAAGACCUUUGGAGAAAGACCAACAAAUCUUUGUGGUUCACCAUCGUGGGGUCGAGAACUGAAGGACAAAUCAGAACUUAACAAGAAAAAGAAUGAGGAACUUGCUAAGGAGACAACAGUUCCAAUGAAUUACUACCAAGUUUAUGGACAGGUUGGAUUCUGUUGAAUAAUACAUGCAAAGGUUUCAUUACCAUAUUUAUACAAACAAGCGCCCAACCUCGAAUUAGCACCCACCUCAAAUAAACCCCAUCCUAAAGGCAGUAAAAGUUAAUAAGCACCCAGCUUCGAAUGAGCAACAGAAGCAACAGCCUUCCCCACAGGUCACAUGACCUAAGGCUAUACCCAGGCCCC
This is a messenger RNA of Orbicella faveolata, 1289 nucleotides long. RefSeq names its product 2-hydroxyacyl-CoA lyase 1-like. Gene Ontology annotation, molecular function: thiamine pyrophosphate binding; magnesium ion binding; catalytic activity. NCBI's taxonomy places the organism in Eukaryota, Metazoa, Cnidaria, Anthozoa, Scleractinia, Merulinidae. The record is from RefSeq and is a predicted model, not a curated record. Gene Ontology annotation, biological process: fatty acid alpha-oxidation. Gene Ontology annotation, cellular component: peroxisome.